AUGCAGAAUAUAACGAUCCCAGCGUUGCCUGUGCCGGGAGAUAAUGAUUCGAAGGAUGCCCAGCGGGAAACAAUCUACAUUAACCCUCAGCAGGAAUAUGCUUCACAACCACAAAAGUCGCAUAUGGAAAAGUACUUCGAGAAGACUUCGGCGUACAUGUCUUCACAUCCUGUGAUAACAUUUCUAGGAUGUUUUGGAACAGCAUAUGUCGUUGCUGGUGCUUACAAAAACCUUUUUGGUGUUAAGGGCACUCAGUUUUACAAAGGAGGCUUUGAUGCUAAGAUGAACACCAAAGAAGCACUUAGAAUAAUGGGACUAAAGGAAAGCACCCUGACCAAGUCUAAGUUGAAGGAAAAUCAUAGGAGGAUUAUGCUUUUGAACCACCCAGAUAAGGGAGGAUCGCCAUAUUUGGCUACCAAGAUUAAUGAGGCCAAGGAAUUUUUGUUAAAGCAGGGUGUCAAGAAAUGA
Brettanomyces nanus is the source of this 468-nucleotide messenger RNA. RefSeq lists its product as uncharacterized. Bases 1 to 468 code for a protein of 155 amino acids. Gene Ontology annotation, cellular component: PAM complex, Tim23 associated import motor. Gene Ontology annotation, molecular function: ATPase activator activity. NCBI's taxonomy places the organism in Eukaryota, Fungi, Ascomycota, Pichiomycetes, Pichiales, Pichiaceae. The transcript has a single exon. The record is from RefSeq and is a predicted model, not a curated record. Gene Ontology annotation, biological process: protein import into mitochondrial matrix.